GUUUUUUUAAAACAAUAAAGUAUAAAAAUGGCAGCAAUAUUACGUGUGAAACGUAGACACGAUGAUGAACCAUUAAAUACUUUAGUGAUUUCACGUAAACGGCAAAAAACUACGGAUGAUGAAGUAGCAGAAGAAGCAUUUUCAACUUCUCUAACCACAAUUGCUAAACUUGCUGGAACUAUUGCAAAACAGGAAGAUAGUGUCGACCAUUUAAUUCAAAACUAUAGAAAAGAUGAAUUACAAACAUAUUUUAAACAACAUCCUAUAGAUAUAAUAAAUAAAGUAAGAGAAAUAACAAAACAAACUUCAGUAGAGAAUCGUUACAAAGUAAUUAAUUGUUUUCGAUCUUUGAAUAAUGUCGAAAGUUCUGAAGAGAAGGUUAUGACUGUAAUAGAUGUAGAAGAUUCAAUAUCCAUAGAAAAAAAGGAUUCUCUAGAGAAAGAUGAUAAUUAUGUAUAUGAUUUAUAUUAUGUCCAUACCGAGAAUGAUAUAUGUUUAGAUGAUAUAGCUAUACAUCCAUAUGAACAAGAAUUGGUUUAUGAUACUUAUAGAGAUGAUAGAUAUCCCGAAGAUGAACAUGAAUCCGAGGAUUCAAAUUCAGAAUCAAAUUGGAGAAAUGAUUAUCCUGAUUCUGAAAAUUAUUCUGAAAAAUCAAUCGAUGAAGAUGAUAUGAGAGAGGCUGUUAUGAAUAUGAGAUUAGAUGAGGAAUCUGAUUUAUCCGAAGAAGAUGAUUUUAUUUAUGCAGUUGAUGAAAAUGAUGUAAAUACUUAUGGUUACAAAUAUGCGAGAUACAAAGCAAGAAUAAAGGAAGAAUUGGAGGAAGAUGAGAAUCAUUUCAGUGAUUACAGUAUAUGUGUAUCUGAAGAAUCAGAUGAGGAUAAUGAUAAUUUAGAUUACGUAUCAUAAAAAAUAGUACAAUUUAAUUACAUAUAAGUCUUUUUAUACUGAAAGAAAAUAGCUAAAUAGUCAAUGACAGUUAAUGCAGUACAUUUCAUAUUAUGUAAAAUAAUUUCAGUUAGUGGAAUCAAUAUUAAAAUUGUUUUCCAAAUACAA
Molecule: messenger RNA, 1053 nt
Organism: Apis cerana (Asiatic honeybee)
Lineage: Eukaryota; Metazoa; Arthropoda; Insecta; Hymenoptera; Apidae
Gene: fs(2)ltoPP43
Product: female sterile (2) ltoPP43
Biological process (GO): developmental process
Source: RefSeq, a predicted model, not a curated record